Adineta ricciae is the source of this 384-nucleotide messenger RNA. Lineage: Eukaryota; Metazoa; Rotifera; Eurotatoria; Adinetida; Adinetidae. The record is from the annotation of a GenBank genome assembly.
AUGGUGCUGAUAUUUUUAUAUGUGUUUUCCUUCGCGUUGGUUAACACCAUGCUAACUUUCAAAACAAAUGAACAGACGAGUUUUGAUGUGUCAACUCAAUCAAGCGUCGCAUUAUCAUAUCAAAGCAAUACACCAUCGAUUUCUGAUAUGCAUGAAAUGAAAAUUACAUAUUUAACUAAUACAACUAGACUAGCAAUAGGAAAAGCUGCUACUACUACUACGUAUUAUCAUAAUAGAACUACAGGUUCACCAUCAUCAUCAUCACUUUCGGGCGGUGCUAUUACUGGUAUCGCAAUUGGUGUGCUUGUUCUUCUCUGUUGUGUUGGUAUGUGUUGUAAAAAGUCUGGCCAUUGGGAAAAUGCCAAGGUUUGGGUCGAAGAUUAA